AUAAGAUCUAGGCGUUGAGCUUUCUUUUGUUUCAUUUCUGAGAUUUCUUCAGCUGCAUUCACAAUCUUCCUUUCUUCUUCUCUCUACUUCGGGAGGAGAAAUGGGCGAGACUCUGCCGUUUCUUCGCAAUAGCUACUGGAUUCUAAGGCACGGCAAGAGCAUCCCGAACGAAAAUGGAUUUAUUGUCUCUUCAAUGGAAAAUGGCACGCUUGAGGGCUUUGGACUGGCUCCUGAGGGUAUCCGGCAAGCAAAAUUGGCUGGUGAAUUGUUGGAUGAGGAACUCAAGGCCAAAAAUAUAUCUAUAGAAACUGUUAGAAUAUGUUAUUCCCCAUUUUCUAGAACUACUCAAACAGCUAAAAUAGUUGCUGAUGUGCUGGGUAUCUCAUUUGAAAGUUUCCAGUGUAAGGAAAUGACUGAGCUUCGGGAACGUUGCUUUGGACCACUAUUUGAGCUUCUUUCACAUGAUAAGUAUGCAGAAAUAUGGGUCCUUGAUGAGGAGGAUCCUUUUACAUCAGUUGAGGGUGCAGAAUCUGUUGCAGAAGUUUGUUCUAGACUUUCUAUUGCUUUGACGAGAAUGGAAGCAGAAUAUGAAGGAUGCAACAUUGUAGUUGUCAGCCAUGGCGAUCCUCUCCAGAUUUUCCAAGCUAUACUCUGUGCAGCAAAAGAAAACUCAUCUUCAGAAGCAGGAGACAUUUGUUCAAGAAUAGAGCAGGCAAUGACCCAUCCAGUCUUAUCCCAACACCGAAAGUUUGCCUUGCUCACAGCAGAACUACGACAGAUAAAAUAAAGAAAAUUUACAUAUUUACCAUUCAAUUCCUAUGUAAUUUACAUAUUUAUUGUUUAAACUUCAAUUUUUACAUGCAUACUGCUUUACCUAUGAAUGAAAUGGGACUUUUCACUUCUUAAAUGUUAAAACGGUGGUAUUUUCAUGUGAUACGAGAGAUUUGGGUGGUAUCCAUGUAAAAUGUAUAAUUUAGGAGUUAGAUAUGUUAAAUUAUAGGAUUUUGGUGGUAUGUAUGUAAAUGCCCCGGAUAUUUCUGUUAAAAUUUCCGUUAAACAGAGAGGCUGAAAGCCGCUGAGCUGCACAAUGACAUAGAUAUUAA
Molecule: messenger RNA, 1103 nt
Organism: Phalaenopsis equestris
Lineage: Eukaryota; Viridiplantae; Streptophyta; Magnoliopsida; Asparagales; Orchidaceae
Exons: 6
Coding region: 101-787 (228 amino acids)
Source: RefSeq, a predicted model, not a curated record